This is a messenger RNA of Pangasianodon hypophthalmus (striped catfish), 810 nucleotides long. Its product is annotated as putative nuclease HARBI1. The record is from RefSeq and is a predicted model, not a curated record. The transcript has 4 exons. NCBI's taxonomy places the organism in Eukaryota, Metazoa, Chordata, Actinopteri, Siluriformes, Pangasiidae. The coding region runs from base 1 to 804 and encodes 267 amino acids.
AUGCUUUGUGUUGCUUUACGUUUCUUUGCAAACGGUAGUUUUCUGUAUAACGUGGGGGAUGCAGAGCACAUUAGUAAGGCCACUGUAUGCAGAACAGUAAGGAAAGUGUGCCUCGCUCUCAAACGCUUUCUGCGGAUUUUUGUGGUGUUUCCUGGGCACAAACCCCUGAGAGUCAUCAGAGAGGAGUUUCACAGGUUUGCAGGAUUUCCAAAUGUGUUUGGAUGCAUUGAUGGCACACACAUUCCCAUCAUUGCACCCUCUGAGAAUGAAGCUGACUAUGUCAACAGGAGGUCUAUUCACAGUAUUUAUGUGCAGAUCAUAUGUGAUGCUGCACAUAUCAUCACAAAUGUGGAGGCCAAGUGGCCCGGCUCUGUUCAUGACUCACGAAUGUUUCGUGAGUCGACCCUGAGCAACAAGCUGGAAUGUGGAGAGAUUGAUGGCUUUCUGCUGGGAGAUAGGGGUUACCCGUGCCAACCAACACUAAUAACCCCUUACCCAGAACCUGAACCAGGCCACCAGCAGCACUUCAAUGUGGCACACUGCAGGACAAGAGCCCGGGUGGAGAUGACCAUAGGCCUGUUGAAAGCACGUUUUCAGUGCCUACGUCACCUCAGGGUAACCCCUGAGAGGGCCUGCGACAUUAUUGCGGCAUGUGUUGUUCUCCAUAAUAUUGCCAUAAUUAGAGGGGAGCAACACCCUGCCUUACAAAUACAAGACCCUGAGGAAGACCCCAUCCACCCUGCGGAUUUCCAGGAUGGAAGGGUAGUCAGAGAUAUUUUAUGCCGCAAUUUCUUCUCGGAUUAAUCUGCA